ACCGCUUGUUGCCGACGCGAGUUCUGUGCAACGGUGGACGAGAGGUUUCCCGAAGGCCGCUCGUGCGCGCCGUCAAGCUACCGACCAGCCGUAAAUUUCCGCGGAAGAAGCUUACGACCGAUCUCGAGAGCUCGCUCCUCGGCGAGGAGGGCCCGUCGUCGCGCACCUCCGUCCUCGCGAGCGCGCCGCGUCGCGGAAUUCCGCGCGUCCCGCCCGGCUUCGCAGGAUCGUGCCAUAGUGACAUCUCCCUCGUAUAUAUAUUUACUUUUCAACGCUGCGAUUUUCAACGUCAGAGACUCGACGAAGAGGCAGAAGUAGGAGAAAGAAGAAGAGGGGGAAAAGGAGCGCGGAGCCAGCGCUCUUUCAUAUAUAUUUUCUACGUCGCCGAUUAAUAUCUCGAAUACAUCUUCGAGAGAGUCGAGGAUAUAGAGGAGUCUAUAUCCAUCGUCUUCGAGAUAUGACGUCGACGAUGACGACGACGACGCCCGGGCCGCGGCGCGCCACCGAGUCGCCCCUCUAGACUGCGCGCGCGAGCCGCGACUGUCAAGCGCCGCGCACGUAAAUACGCGCAUGCGCCCACGUGACUCCGCGCAUGCGCGCGCGCACGCCGCCGAUAUACACCGUGUGCGCGUCGUUUCUCUUCCCGUACGCACUCGCGCGGUCACAUAUACACACGCACGUAGCUCGCGCAGCGGCGAAUCUCCGCGAUACCUCGUCCUCGUACUCGCGUCCGGGAAGUGAUCCCCCUCGGCGUUCUCAAGUUCGCCAGGAUCCGGAGAAUCGUCCUUUUGAACGGCUCCCUCGAAUUUCUCGCGGACGCGGAAUCUCCCGGUGAACCACCGGAGAGGUUAGAAUCGUAUAAGGAAAAGUGAGAACGGGCCUUUUUGUGUAUUAUUAUUAUCAUCAUUAUCGUCAUCGAUUAUCAUCACCGUCAUCAUCAUCGUCACCAUCAUCAUCAUCGUCGUCGUCAUCGAGCGGCAUUUCGGGACCGAGGAAAUUUCUGUGACACAAGCGGGAUCUUAAAUCCGUCCGACUUGCCGUAAGCUGUACCGUGGCCUUUAAUAAGGCUCGGCACGAGUGGUGUCAGGAGCGAAGCAGGUUCGCGCGCGGCAUGAAAAAAUGAUGUGAUCGACGGUCAUCAUGGCGGCACCCAUGCUAAAGUGGAAGCGGAUCGCGAAUCCGACCGGGCCCCAGCCGAGACCCAGGCACGGCCACCGGGCGGUCGCGAUCAAGGACCUCAUGGUGGUCUUCGGCGGCGGAAACGAGGGUAUCGUCGACGAGCUGCACGUAUACAACACGGCAACAAACCAAUGGUUCGUGCCGUCUACGAAGGGAGAUAUCCCACCGGGAUGUGCGGCGUACGGCUUCGUCGUCGACGGGACGCGCAUCCUGGUGUUCGGUGGGAUGGUGGAGUACGGCAAGUACUCGAACGAGCUGUACGAGCUCCAAGCGAGUCGAUGGGAAUGGAAACGUUUGAAGCCGAAGCCGCCUAAGCACGAGCCACCGCCGUGUCCACGUCUGGGACACAGUUUCACCCUCAUCGGCAACAGGGUCUUUCUCUUCGGCGGUCUGGCGAACGACAGCGACGAUCCGAAGAACAAUAUACCGAGAUAUCUGAACGAUUUGUACAUUCUAGAGCUACUCCCGAACGGCCAGACGGCCUGGGAGGUUCCUCAGACUCAUGGACACGCGCCACCGCCCAGAGAAUCUCAUACAGGAGUCGCUUACACCGAUCGUACGACAGGCAAAUCCUGUCUGGUGAUCUACGGUGGAAUGAGCGGUUGUCGUUUAGGUGAUCUGUGGUUUCUUGACGUUGACUCGAUGACAUGGAACAAACCGAUAGUCCACGGACCUACUCCUUUACCGCGAUCAUUACAUACUGCCACUUUGAUUGGUCAUCGUAUGUAUGUAUUUGGUGGAUGGGUGCCGCUGGUCGUCGAUGACGUUAAAGUCGCGACGCAUGAGAAAGAAUGGAAGUGCACGAGCACAUUAGCUUGCUUGAAUCUAGAAACUUUAACUUGGGAACAAUUAACUGUGGAUUCUCUGGAAGAAAAUGUUCCACGCGCUCGCGCCGGCCACUGCGCAGUUGGCGUCCACAGCAGGCUCUACGUAUGGUCCGGUAGAGACGGCUACCGCAAAGCUUGGAACAACCAGGUCAGGGUUUGCUGCAAGGAUCUGUGGUAUCUUGAGGUUAGUAAACCAGCGCCGCCUUCCAGGGUUCAACUGGUCAGGGCUUCCACGCAGACGUUGGAAGUCAGUUGGACCGCGAGCUCCUCCGCGCAAUACUACAUCCUUCAGAUACAGAAGUACGACAUGCCGCCAGCGACCCCCGGCGCCUUUCCACCUGUCAGCGCGCCGACUCCUGUCGCUCCUAUUGUUAGCACUUCUCCUACUGCAGCAGCGGUGACGACUCCCGCGAUGGUGGCGACUCCCACCACCGUCCCGGUCACGUCUCCACCUGUAACCACGGUAGCCGUUCUUCCCGCGACCAUCCCGCCUGUUGCAGCUGCCACUGCCUCUAGAUCAACAGUCACGUCGACGGUGGCGACUCCGUUGCGAGUCCAGUCCACCGCCCAGAGUCCCGUACAGAAGGUGGUGCCAUCGCAGGUGGUGCAGAAGCCGGCUAGUCCCUUGACUCCGAGAGUCGUGACCGGCAACGUCAUACGUAUUCGUUCUCCUCUGGUAACUUCCACGGUCGCAGCAGCGUCAGCGGUGGCGGUGGUCACCACCGAGCAGCAGCAACAGCCGCAGCAACAGCAGACUAUUGCGACUACCGCGACCACGACUGUGGCCUCGGGCCAGACACCAGCGGCCGCGAUGUCCGGAAUAGCUGCUCUAGCCGCUGCGGCAGCCGCUACUCCCAAGAUCACCAUGAACAACGUUAUUCUGCCACAGACUGGAGCCGCGACCGCGACCAAUACCAUCAGGAUGAAGAACGUUCAGCCGGGUCAACAGAUACGCUUCGCCGCGCCGGGCGCUACGGUGUUGCGCGCCACUUCGCCGCAACAGAGCAAGCAGAUCAUCCUGCAGAAGCCUGGUCAGAAUAUUUCUGGUCAGCAGAUCAUGCAUCUUUUCAAGACCGGACAGGGCAUGGUAACCACGGUUCCCAAGGUAAGCCUAAUCCCUGGCAAGACUGUCCAGGCGACCGGCGCGAAGCCUGUCAACCAGGGACCGACAAUACUGCGACUGGUGAACCCCAACACGGUGGCAGGCUCGAAGAUACUCACGACCAUGAAGACGUCCAGCAUAGUCGCGAUGAGCAAGGGACAGAACAUCACGGGCAAGCAGACUAUAAUGAUCACCAAACCAGGAGGCAAUGGUGGCCUAGGCAGAUCCAAUCAGAUUAUCGUCGUUACUACGGGCUCGAGUCUUAGAGCUGUGCAAGCUGUGACUACCUCGCAGGCUGGUGCGGGACAAGGAGGUAACAUAACCACACCCGUGAACGUUCUGCCAUUGUCUGCUACGAAUCACGUCACGAAUCAGCAAGGAGUCAAGAUGAUCGUCGUCUCUUCGGGCGCGAUGGGCGGUGGAACUGCCGGCAAACCUAUCACUAUCACAGUCCCAGGACAGGGCGGUGUACCAAAGACAGUGACUAUCGCUACGAAGGGCAAUCCGCAAGCUAUCUUCAAUCCUGGCAAGAGUCAAAUUGUUGCCGUGCCGCAGAUACAAAAAACUCCUGAGGCAGUGACGAUGUCUGGUAAGCCAGUGACUCUGCAAAUGUCCGGAGGUAUAGGUGCAAAGACAGUGACGCUUAUGCCAACGAGUAGUUCUAUAGUGACUACUUCGAGUGCAUCAGACUCGAUAGACGCCGGUAAGAUGCUUUUCGUAUCUUCGCAGAAGCAACCUUCAGCUUCCUUGGCAUCCACGUCUGAUGGCCCAGCUACUACCGAUGCCGCAUUAGCUGCGUUGGCGGCAGAAGCAGGUCUGAUAGAUCCAGUUCAGGAACCGUCCGGCGGCUUGUCAUUUAUGGUAGCCACGGACGACGGUGCCGGCGGUGACGACAAGAUAGAGGACAGCUGUAACGGAAACGAGGCGACCACAGCGGCCGCCCUGGUUUCGCAGAUGGGCGCUGGUGAACCGAUGCAGGUCGACGGCGACGGAAACUUUGUACUUCCGCAAGUAGACGGACCUAUAGAUACUCUAUUAUCGGACGACGAGGAAAAGAUGGACGUAGACGAUGGACCUGCCUCGGAAAGCGCCACCGAAUCGGCUAACAUUGAUGAACCGGCGACAGUCGCGGAACACGACGCUGAUCUUCAGGCUGAAAAUGUUAAGACAGAAGAGUCUACGAUAAAAGAGGAAGCCGCCGUGCCGGAAACUGCAACGACCGAGCUUCCCGAAUCGAUUACAACUGCCACCGCUGAUGAAGUUUCGAAGAAAGCUGAUAAUCCAGCUGAUGACGAGAGCGGACCUAUCGAAAGCAGUGCUGAUGAUAAGGGACGACCGAGUGAGAAGGAGGCGGAUAUUAAAGCGUUAAAUGACGAAGUGAAAACGACGAAACUCGAUUUACCUUCGGUACAAUUGCCUGCGGAAGCUGCAUCUGAACAACAGACGGCUUCAGUUGACGCAGAUCCAACAACGAUGGAAACUGACGAAACCCAACAGAGUGAUAGAAGUCCCAAGGAUGCCAAGCUCAAAUCUGUCGAAGACGAAAAGCUCUCGACGACUGAGAAUCUAUCCACCGAAGAUACGGACACGUUGUGUCUUCCCAAAGAUGAAACUCAGGAGGCUGAGAAGAUAAAGGAUGAAAAUGUGGAGCCAGAAUCUGCCGAGCUUCCAGCCGAGGGUUCUUUCGUGAAGACGGAAGACGCCAGUGAGCCGAUAAUCGCUGAUGAUAACACGUUGACCGCGACAGAUGCGGUUAAUGUGACACCGGUAACGACUCCCGUCGUUGCACCAAGUGUACAAAUGAAACUGGAACCGACCGACGAGUCUUCUAUGGAGCAGGACAGCAAAUCGACCGAUCUACCGAUAUCAUCGAUCAACGGUAUAGCUCUGCCUCUGGAGAAGGAAACGGAAGGUACACCGAAAGGACACACUCCUGUGAAAAUGGAAGUGAAGGACGAAUUGCUCGUGUCUUCGAAGAGAGAAAAUCUGAAACAGGAGAAGCUCAACGAUACCAGAUCGGAAACUGGAGACGACUCGACGGCUCUGACGACGUUGGCCACCGCUGCCCUGGGAUCGGCCGAGUCGCCGAUAAAAGUUAAAAGCGAACAGAGCGAGGAGGAGAAGAAGGAAGCGGAAUGGUUCGACGUCGGAGUGAUCAAGGGCACCACCUUUACAGUCCAACAUUAUUUUCUUCCUGGCGACGAGCCGCUAGAUAUUACACAAUCCUUGACAAUGGAUGUCUUCAAGGGAAGAGUCAAAGUACCAUUAGAGCCUGGAACUGCCUACAAAUUUAGAGUCGCCGCUGUAAAUACUUGCGGACAAAGUGCCUGGAGCGAGGUAGCAGCAUUCAAGACGUGUCUUCCGGGAUUUCCGGGUGCACCGAGCGCUAUAAAAAUAUCCAAGUCCGCAGACGGCGCGCAGAUUUCUUGGGAACCGCCGCCGAGCAACGUCGGUCCCAUCCUCGAAUAUUCCGUUUACUUGGCAGUGCGGAGUACCGCGUUGAACAAUGACGGAGAACCAAAAACAGUCGUGUCGAAUCCAAAUCAGUUAGCCUUUAUUAGAGUUUAUUGCGGUUCGAGUAAUUCCUGUUCGGUGAACAAUAGUGCCCUUAAUGCCGCUCACGUGGACACCACUACGAAACCGGCCAUAAUCUUUAGAAUAGCAGCACGAAACGACAAGGGAUACGGACCAGCUACUCAAGUCAGGUGGCUGCAAGCAGAUCCAACCACCGCUGUAAAAAGUAAUCCUCAGGUGAAGAGAUCCGGCGCCGACCUACGUUCGCAGGUGACCUCCCCGCAGAAGAAGAUGAAGAUGGAGACAACCAAUUUCUCGUGAGCCCGUACUCUCCCUGGCCUCGUUUACUAACCGUGAAGUCCCGCGCGCGAGCGAUAAUUUACUCAUUAUUUAAUUUUACACACGCCUAAACACAACGAUAAAAACGAAAUCAAUAUGUAUUUAUCGAGUUUUAAACAACGUGAUAUAUAAGUGAAAAUGGAAAAAGAAAUGCGACAAAUGCUCGAUAAAAGAAAAAAGGAGAGGGAUAGGGGGAAAAAAGGUGUGUGUGUCUAUAUAGUUAGAUUUAAUCUACGUGUAAGAACUAUAAAGAAAAGUAUUUUUAAUGUUCUGUA
Molecule: messenger RNA, 6236 nt
Organism: Nylanderia fulva
Lineage: Eukaryota; Metazoa; Arthropoda; Insecta; Hymenoptera; Formicidae
Gene: Hcf
Product: Host cell factor
Biological process (GO): regulation of DNA-templated transcription; chromatin remodeling
Cellular component (GO): histone methyltransferase complex
Molecular function (GO): transcription coactivator activity; protein binding
Source: RefSeq, a predicted model, not a curated record